Messenger RNA from Iphiclides podalirius (scarce swallowtail), 432 nucleotides. Lineage: Eukaryota; Metazoa; Arthropoda; Insecta; Lepidoptera; Papilionidae. The record is from the annotation of a GenBank genome assembly.
AUGCAGCCGCUCCCGUCUCCUGACAGGGAGCUGUCAGCGACGCGGCCGACGGGGCAAACCCCGCAGCCGGAGGACGAGAACACUCCUCAAAAGCGCGUAGACAAGAUCUUCGACCAAAUGGACAAGAACCACGACGACCGCCUGACUCUUGAGGAGUUUCGCGAAGGCAAAUUAUCAACGGGAAGGAGUCGUGCCGAACCGCCGAGCAGGUCUGUUCAUAAAUCUUCAUUGCGUUCCGAUGACACGCCGCGACACGUCUCGCUACCGCGCUACCAGCGGCUGCAGCUGCCACAAAGUCCUAAAUCACAGCCCAGACGGAGUUGGCGCGACGAACUGGACGCAUUUGUGAGUGAUUGGUCCGGUAAAGCCCACGACAGGAAGGAGUGGAAGAAAUGGAAGGAGUCCUUUGCCCAACAGUGGGACACUAAUGGC